GAGUAUCAAAGACUUCCGAAAAGAAUUCGGCAAGUUAUUCAAGAGGCUCUGGCUUUUAACCCCGAUCCACAAUUAGGAAUCUUUAAAACCGCUCGGGCUGCUUAUCAAGAACAAAUCAAUCAAUUAUCCUCCCCCGCUAAAAAUGAACCUGAAUCGAUUAAAACUCAUCGCUUAAAGCAGUUAGCCAAAAUCCAAGAGGAUCUUAAAUAUUUAGACAUUUUUCUGCAAGGAGAUUAA
This is a messenger RNA of Ambispora leptoticha, 237 nucleotides long. NCBI's taxonomy places the organism in Eukaryota, Fungi, Glomeromycota, Glomeromycetes, Archaeosporales, Ambisporaceae. The record is from the annotation of a GenBank genome assembly.